Ilyonectria robusta is the source of this 2445-nucleotide messenger RNA. RefSeq names its product sulfate transporter family-domain-containing protein. Gene Ontology annotation, molecular function: secondary active sulfate transmembrane transporter activity. NCBI's taxonomy places the organism in Eukaryota, Fungi, Ascomycota, Sordariomycetes, Hypocreales, Nectriaceae. Bases 1 to 2445 code for a protein of 814 amino acids. Gene Ontology annotation, cellular component: membrane. Gene Ontology annotation, biological process: transmembrane transport. The transcript has 2 exons. The record is from RefSeq and is a predicted model, not a curated record.
AUGCCAGGCUACGCCGCCGCCGCUGGCCAUGGUCUGGCUAAAGUCCUUGGCAUCAAGCUCGAGGACCAGAACUCGUCGUCCCAAGAUGACGUAACUAGGGGAGAGUCCAUCAUGUCGAGGCAGACUAGUCACUCGUUCUUCGAGAGCGUCCCCACCUCUUCCGAAUGGCUUCAUGAGCAGGUUCCAUCCCGUCAAGAGGUGGCCGCGUACGGUAGGUCUUUAUUCCCUUUCCUGACAUGGAUCCGCCAUUACAAUUUGCAAUGGCUUGCCGGCGAUCUGGUGGCUGGGAUUACAAUUGGCGCAAUCGUUGUUCCUCAGGGCAUGGCCUAUGCCAUCCUCGCCAACCUUGACCCUCAGUUUGGUCUCUAUUCGUCCUUCAUCGGUGUUCUGAUCUACUGGGUGUUUGGUACCUCCAAGGACAUCUCUAUCGGGCCAGUGGCUGUGUUGUCCACAGUCGUCGGCAAUGUUGUCUCGGACCUGACUGCCACGAACGAAGAUGUUCCUGCCCAUGUCAUCGCUUCCGCUCUAUCCAUCAUUUCCGGGUGCAUUGUGCUCGCAAUCGGCUUGCUUCGAUGUGGUUGGAUCGUUGAUCUCAUCUCAAUCACCUCGCUUUCAGCCUUCAUGACAGGCUCCGCUAUCACAAUUUGCGUCGGCCAGCUUCCAUCCCUUUUGGGCCUCACGGGAUUCUCAAGCCGAGACUCGCCCUACAAGGUCUUCAUCAACACGUUGAAACAUCUCGGGGACACAAAUCUUGACGCUGCCAUGGGGCUGUCGGCGCUCGUCUUUCUCUACCUCAUCCGUUUCGGGUUCGCGACUGCCGCUGAGCGCUACCCACGAUUUAGGCGCAUUUUAUUCUUCGCCAAUACGAUGAGGACAGUCUUCGUCAUUCUCCUAUACACGUUGAUCAGUUGGGCCGUCAACCAUUCCAGGCGAAGCGAUCCGAUGUUCAAGAUCCUGGGAUCUGUCCCGAAGGGUUUUCGGAACAUCGGCGUUCCCGACAUAUCGAGUGAUAUUGUCUCUCAAUUUGGAAGAUACCUGCCGGCCACCGUCAUCGUUUUGUUGGUCGAGCACAUUGCCAUCUCGAAGUCCUUCGGAAGGGUGAACAAUUAUACUAUCGACCCAUCACAAGAAAUGGUGGCCAUUGGCAUGACAAACAUUAUCGGACCUUUCUUCGGCGCAUAUCCCUCCACCGGAUCUUUCAGCCGUACAGCUAUCCAGUCCAAAGCCGGAGUCCGAACGCCUGCUUCGGGAAUCAUCACAGGUGCUGUUGUACUUAUUGCCACAUACCUCUUGACCGCUGUCUUCUUCUACAUCCCGAGCGCCACCCUAGCUGCCGUCAUCAUUCACGCCGUGGGUGAUCUCAUCACACCUCCAAACACUGUCUAUCAGUUUUGGCGAGUCUCGCCCGUUGAGGUCUUCAUCUUCUUCAUUGGUGUGUUUGUCAGCAUAUUUACUCAGAUUGAGGACGGUCUGUAUGCAACUGUCUGUCUCUCAGCAGCCGUUCUCAUUUAUCGAAUCCUCAAGGCCAGGGGGCGAUUCCUUGGCAAAGUCAAGGUUCACUCUGUUCUUGGAGACCACAUUAUCGGAGAUGAUCAUCGUCAGGUGGUGGGAAUGUAUGGAACUUUUGACCACGUGGACAGCUCGGCGCGAAAUGUUUUCCUUCCCCUUGAUCACGGAGAUGGUUCCAAUCCCGAGGUCGAAGUUGAUAAUCCCUAUCCAGGCAUUUUCAUCUACCGCUUCUCCGAAGGCUUCAACUAUCCCAACGCCAACUUUGCAUUGGACUAUUUGACCAACUUCGUUCAAGCACACACGCGACGUACCAGCCCCGAGGACUUCGAGCGUCCAGGAGACCGACCUUGGAAUAACCCCGGGCCCCGGCAGUCGUCCAAGAGGCCCGCGGCGUCGGAUCCGAACCACAACCUGCCACCGCUGAAGGCAGUAAUUCUAGACUUUAGCUCUGUGAAUAACGUCGACAUUACGUCGAUCCAGAGACUCAUCGAUAUCCGGAACCAACUCGACUUGUACGCAGCUCCCAACAUGGUGGACUGGCAUAUUGCGUGCAUCAACAACAGAUGGACUAAGCGAGCCCUUAUAUCCGGAGGAUUUGGUGUUCCAGCUGGCUCACGAGACGGCGGGGCACAGCGCAGAUGGAAAUCCAUCUUUAGUGUGGCAGAGAUUGGUGGCAAAGACUCAGCAGCGGCGAUCGCCGAGGAUGUAGCCAACGAGCGGGAUCACCACCUGAGGGUAGAACAACGGAAGAAAGAUGAAGAGCUUGGCGAGUACUCUCCGUGUGAUGGAAUGCCACCCGGGGAGGCUGAGAAGCUCAGGAGACAGGGAGCUGUGGUCCACGGAUUGGAUAUGCCCCUGUUCCAUGUGGAUUUGACAAACGCUCUGCAGAGCGCAAUUGCCAAUGUUGAAGGGAGACCGGAGUCCAGGGCACUAUGA